Messenger RNA from Trichomonas vaginalis G3, 557 nucleotides. RefSeq lists its product as uncharacterized. The annotation marks the transcript as partial. The record is from RefSeq and is a predicted model, not a curated record. NCBI's taxonomy places the organism in Eukaryota, Parabasalia, Trichomonadida, Trichomonadidae. The transcript has a single exon.
AUGACGACUAACUAUUUGGUGCCAAACACUAAACCGAUUAAUGGAAAUGUGUUUCAUUCAUUCGAAAAGAUAAAUGAAAUAUUCGCAAAGAAUGAUGGUAGAAGAUAUUAUAGAGAACUUGAAAGUUCAUGCUAUGACUCUGAUGCUCCAUAUUUUGAUGAUAAACAAACUCAUUUAAGAAUUACAAAUCCAGCUCAUGAUGUGAACCAAUUAGGUGACACAUAUAUUAAACGCAAAGUUAAAGCAACUCUAGUUUCAAAUAAAGCUUUCACAUGUGAUGCCGCUUUUAAAUGCAUGCGUUUAUUCGUUGGUUAUAAAUCAUCAAAUCAAAGCUUUAAACAAUUAGAAGUAGAAACCGAAAGAGGUGAUGCCGGUUAUCUUCAGAUGGAUUGCGCCCGUGAAUCGUUCGCAUUUGCAACAUAUAAACCAAAAUCAGAAAGGAAAGUUAAAAAGUUUGUUCAUUCUUAUAUAAUAAUGUUCAAAAAUAUGAUAACUCAGUAUGUGGUAAAUAUAUUGACCCUUCAGAAGUUUUCAAGAAAGCAAAUGAAGAAGUUGAU